Messenger RNA from Nicotiana attenuata, 1730 nucleotides. RefSeq names its product probable dual-specificity RNA methyltransferase RlmN. Bases 58 to 1284 code for a protein of 408 amino acids. NCBI's taxonomy places the organism in Eukaryota, Viridiplantae, Streptophyta, Magnoliopsida, Solanales, Solanaceae. The transcript is spliced from 10 exons. Gene Ontology annotation, biological process: tRNA methylation; rRNA base methylation. Gene Ontology annotation, molecular function: iron-sulfur cluster binding; RNA methyltransferase activity. The record is from RefSeq and is a predicted model, not a curated record.
AAUCCAUAGAGGUUUAUUUUGGGUUUAUCCUCUUGAGAGAUAGCACUUUGAGCUGAAAUGGCGAUGGCUCUUCUUCAGUACGGCUGCUCACUUCCCCUCGCACGGGCCUUACGGUCUCGCACUUUUACAGUCGCCUCCAGUAGCAUCAGAGUACCCUCACUCAAGAAGGCUUCUCAAAUGGAUUCGCACGUCCUCCUUGGCUUGUCGGACGAACAACUUCAGCAAAUAGCGCUCGACUUUGGUCAGAAAAGUUUUAGAGGUAAACAACUGUAUCAUCUCAUCUACAAGAGAAAGGUCAAGGAAAUUCAGGAAUUUAGUCAGCUGCCGCUGGCAUUCAGAUCCGAUUUAGAAGAAGCAGGAUGGAGGGUUGGAAGGUCCCCAAUUCAUAAAGCAGUCACCGCAGCUGAUGGGACCAUCAAGUUGUUAAUAAAACUCGAGGACAACCGAUUGGUCGAGACUGUUGGAAUUCCAGUUAAAGACAAAGAUGGUUCAUCUCGCUUGACAGCAUGUGUUUCAUCUCAGGUGGGCUGCCCAUUGCGCUGUUCGUUCUGUGCCACUGGCAAAGGAGGAUUCUCAAGGAACCUUAAGAGCCAUGAAAUUGUUGAUCAGGUCUUGGCAAUAGAAGAGCUAUUCAAGCAGAGAGUGACAAACGUUGUCUUUAUGGGUAUGGGGGAGCCAAUGUUGAACAUGAAAGAAGUCCUUGAAGCACAUCGUUGCCUGAAUAAGGAUAUUUUGAUUGGGCAAAGGAUGAUUACGAUUUCAACUGUUGGAGUUCCAAACACCAUAAAGAAGCUCGCAUCUUACAAACUUCAGUCAACAUUGGCUCUCAGCUUACAUGCUCCAAAUCAGAAUCUUCGGGAAAAGAUUGUACCAAGUGCAAAGUCCUACCCUUUGAAUGCAAUUAUGAAGGAUUGCAGGGACUACUUCCUGGAAACUAGAAGACGGGUUUCCUUUGAAUAUACACUUUUAGCCGGAGUGAAUGAUUCGGUCGAGCAUGCAAUUGAACUGGCAGAAUUGCUUCAUGAAUGGGGUCGUGGUCAUCAUGUGAACUUAAUACCAUUUAAUCCAAUAGAGGGCUCGGAGUAUAAGCGUCCAUCCAAAAGAUCAGUUCUUGCUUUUGUCUCUGCUCUUGAAUCUCGUAAAGUAACUGCUAGUGUACGUCAAACACGGGGACUUGAUGCAAGUGCUGCUUGUGGACAGUUGAGAAAUGAGUUUCAGAAGAGUCCUUUGCUUACUGGAAAUGCAAUUGAGGAAUCUCAUUCUGUAGUUGCACUUGCAUCUUGAUAUCAUAAAAGUUUUGCAAGCUUGAAGCUACUCCAUUUGUUAUGUGCUAAACCAUAUCAGCAGUGCUUGACAGCUUCUCAAGAACAGGUCUUUGGUACAAGCUGCUGCGUUAAGAUGAAAGGAACCGUCGCUCUUGAUGUUGUUGAUGUUGGUGAAAUUAUAGGAAUUGUAUUUGUAGGUGGAUGACCCAACAAUUUGUUGAGCUUGUGCGCAUGGAUGUGAUCCUUAGCCUCGAGUGCUCCUCCGUGGUUCAGCUAUGCAAAUACUCGAAUAUUUAAGAGAUUAAAAAAGUAGUUUUGGAUAUGAUAAAGAAGAUGCUCUAGUAGUAGUUGAGGGAAACUGUUAUUUCUUAUACAAGAAGUUGAUGCAUAAUGUACUCAGGUGCCAAAUUAUGUGCUUGUACACGAUAUUUUGUUGUAAAUAUCUCUGACGUAUACUUGAAUCAA